Messenger RNA from Ilex paraguariensis (yerba mate), 512 nucleotides. The record is from the annotation of a GenBank genome assembly. NCBI's taxonomy places the organism in Eukaryota, Viridiplantae, Streptophyta, Magnoliopsida, Aquifoliales, Aquifoliaceae.
AUGGGGUCGUUGAAGACCGAAGAUGAAUUGGAGAUGGAGUCGAUGGAUCCAAUCUUGUACGUGAAUGGGGUUCGUCGUGUACUGCCUGAUGGAUUAGCUCCUAUGACUCUACUUGAAUAUCUCAGAGACAUAGGUUUGACAGGGACAAAGCUAGGCUGUGGUGAAGGUGGUUGUGGGGCGUGCACUGUGAUGGUCUCUUACUUUGAUCGAAAUUCGAAGAAAUGUUUGUGAGUCUUUCUCUUCCUCCGCUUCCGUCUCUUUCCUUAUGUGUCUCAGUAUUUGGUAUGUCUGGUUCUCUUCUUCCCUCAACAUAGGUAAUGAUUUAUGGUUAGUACCUGAACGUGGCAAUUGCUCGCAUAAACUAGCUGACACUGGACAUAUUGUGAACAUUUUUUUUCAGUGGAUUAUAUUUCUUUUCAGUGUAGUGAUAUCUUUUGUAAUUUUUCAAGUGCAUUCCUUAGGACAGAUUGUGGACAUUUUUUUCACUGGUUUUUUUAAGGUAGUGAGUUCUA